Molecule: messenger RNA, 1990 nt
Organism: Achroia grisella
Lineage: Eukaryota; Metazoa; Arthropoda; Insecta; Lepidoptera; Pyralidae
Gene: Nsun5
Product: 28S rRNA (cytosine-C(5))-methyltransferase
Exons: 6
Coding region: 126-1937 (603 amino acids)
Biological process (GO): rRNA base methylation
Cellular component (GO): nucleolus
Molecular function (GO): S-adenosylmethionine-dependent methyltransferase activity
Source: RefSeq, a predicted model, not a curated record
CUUUGUCUGUGUCAUUUUGUCUCGUGAUUUAAUUUGUAUAUUUCUGACUGAAAUCUUUUUGAAACAUAUUCAAUUAUUUUUCUAAUUAUAUGUAUGUAAAAGAGAAAUGAAAUAUUAUAUAUAUAAUGUUUGAACACUCAGUAAAAGUACCCAGACAUUACAAAGUUGCAGCUAAUAUUUUUAAAAAGGUAUCUACUGAAGGCGGCAGCGUGAAAACCUUAUUGUACGACGAUAAACUCCGUCAUUUUAGGACCAACGUGCUCUAUGCUCUAAUAACAGAAAGUAUAAAACAUGCAGCCGACAUAGAUAAAAUAUUUAAUAGCUGUAGCAUACUAGAAAAAGAAUCUCGUUUAGAUCCGUGGUUGGCGAAAGUUCUCACUGCAGAAUUAUUAUUCGGCAAAAAGGCACUCCCAGGAAAAAGCAAACCUGAGCAAACAAUAUUAUCUUACAAAGAUCAAUUUGAAAAAUAUGCUACUGAUCACCAAGAUGACUUGAAGACUGAAGUUGUCCGCAGGCCAAGAUAUGUACGUAUCAAUACAAACUUAUUAACAACCUCGGAUGCAAUCCGAGCGUUUCAAGACGAUGGUUACCGAUACAUCAGAUGCACAUCCGGUUCCUAUGAUGAUUACCUCAAGCAGAUACAGAGCCUGACCGAAUACAACUUCACUCAAGACUACCAUGUGAAGACAGUAUUUGUAUUUUCAUCAGGCACCAAGUUGCAUGAGCAUGAUCUAUAUUUGGAAAAUAAAAUUAUUCUUCAAGAUAAGGCUACAACGCUCGCGGUCCAUUUGUUGGCACCGCCAAAUGGGAGCGUGGUACUGGACAUGUGUGCCGCACCCGGCAUGAAGACCACGCAGCUUGCCGCUUAUAUGAGGAAUGAGGGUAAAAUUUAUGCAGUCGAAAGAAAUGAGAAAAGAUAUAAGACGUUAUGUGACUUUGUUGAGAAAACCGCCUCGACAUGUGUCGAAACAUUGCACAAAGAUUCGUUGGAAAUAAAACGAGGGGAUCUAGAUGAUGUAGAAUAUAUCCUGCUGGAUCCAAGCUGUUCUGGCUCUGGCAUGGAACUUUGCGUUCACAGUUAUAUCGAUGCCACCAGAUUGUCUAAAUUGACGUCAUUACAAGAAAAGUUUCUAAAGCAUGCUAUGAAUGCGUUCCCAAAAGCUAAAAGAAUAGUUUACAGCACUUGUUCAUUGUUUCCUGAAGAGAACGAGAGAGUUAUCACCAAUGUGGUUAAAACUUCACGAGCCAAGUGGCGGGUUCAGGAUGUUAAAGAACUCCUAAAAGGCAAUUGGAACAAUAUUGGAUCUGGAAUGUAUGGUAGCAUGGGAAAUAGAUGUUUAUAUGCUAGACCUGAUUCGGAUUUGACCAUUGGUUUCUUUUUAGCUGUAUUAGAUAGGGACGAAAAAGAUUUGGAAAAAGGGCAGAAAUCUGAAUCCACGGAUAGUGGUCAAAAUAACGCGACAUUUGGAGACGAUGAUCUGUUAAAUAAAAUAGGGAAAAAGAAGAAAAAGAAUAGUCAAGAGAAUGAACUUCAAGAAAUAGCAGGAGACACAACGACACAAGACAUUGUGACUAAAAAGAAAAAGAAGAAAAAGAAUAAUGAAAAUCUAGAACAACAAUUUAGUUAUGAAGAGACAUCUUUAAAUGAAAAUAAUGAUUUUAGUGAAAAUAAACUUUUGUCAGAUGAUGCUGAAAACACGCUGGAAAAUUGGAAUGAAAGUCGAUUGAAAAAGAAGAAAAAACGUAAAUUAAAUGACGAUAAUGCAGUAAAACCAGAAGAGCAAUCUGUAUCAGAUGGUCAACCACUUCUUAAAAUGAAGAAAAAGAAAUCGAAAGAUCGAGAACAUCAACUUAGUGAAACUAAUAAUGUUCAAGUCGAAGGAGAUGAUUUAUUUCGAAAGAAAAAGAAGAAAAAACGCGUUGAUCAUGAUGAAUAAAGUUAAUUAUUUUUUUACUACUUUAACUACUUGAUAUGCGUUAAUAAAUUCAU